CUGAUGUUUUACAUCUAUUUUGUAACCGAUGCGUUGAAAUGACAUUGAAACUUGACCGUGACAUUAUCUGACGAAAACAAAAUUCAGUAUUGCCGUUUACUUGCUACAAGGUUCAGUGGUAAAACUGUGGGGACUUUCUAUUGUGUAUACAUGGGAUGGAAGAAUCUGAAAAAAUUCAAGAAAUGACUAAACAAAAUAAAAAACGAUCGGUGGGGUUUAAAUCGAACGCAAAGACAGCGGAGCAUGUCGACAAUACUAUGGUCGACCUGCCGUUUGAGACGCUCUCCUGCUUUAGCGAGAUCGAGGUCCGGACGUUACAAGACUCUGAGCCGUGCCACAUUACAAGCAUGCUGAUGCUAUCGCCGGACCUGCUGUUGACCGUCGACCAUGAGAACUACGCCAUCAAGCUGAUGGACGUGUCCCGGAACAAGACCCCCAUGCUACUGACCUCGUUCUCCACUGAGUCGCCGCCCUGGGACGUCGCGAAAAUCGAUCAGAACCACGUGGCUGUCACCCUGCCCAAGGAGAAAAGCAUUCUCAUUCUGAAAACGGAGCCCCGGCGAUUAAUCUACCACAAGACGUUGAAGAUGGAAGGUAAAUGCGUCGCUAUAACCGCCGUACAGGGAAAAAUGCUCGUGUCUUUCAAUUCCAUCCGGCACAAGGCGUCCGUUCAGCUCUUGAAUCCUGAUGACGGCGCUGUGAUCGAGAAACUGGAUCUAGACGGUGUACAGUGCGUACCGGAUGUUGCGGUUAACGAGGAAGAAACGGUCGCGUUUGUAUCUGAUGCUUCAAACAACUCUAUUUUCAGGGUUAGUGUCAAUGUGAAGGCGGGUAGCGGUGAUGAGGAGGGGCCGAAGUUAAAGGUACUCGACUGCUUCGAGCACGCGGAGCUCAAGCGGCCUUGCUGCACGUUGCCGCUGAAGGACGGCGGGAUGCUCGUCUGCAGCAACGGAAACAACCAGCUCCUGCAUGUGUCGCCGUGCCUUGAGAAAGUGGUGGUGGCUAUGUCGGAGGUUCACGAGCUGUACUCACCGCGUGCCAUCUGCUACGACGAGCUGCAUCACCGGCUGUUUGUGAGUCAUGGCUUGGAUCAGAACCAGCAGUUCCGCGACUACAUCAAGUGCCUCGCAAAAGAGCCGUGACCUACUAUAACUGUACAUCUUCCCGAUAGGCCCAUACUCGCCGGACUUCUGAUUACGCUCAUACGUCUGUAACCGAAAUGUAGUCUGAUCUACGACGAUAUUUAGAGGACAAAGUGGUGUUUUUUUUCUGAGCUCAUCAAAAGUUGCCGUUCUGUUGGCUGAUGCGGAGGGUAAAAACACGCAUUUCAAUAAACACAUUUAAUGUACGUGUUAUCUAUGUGUGUGCACUGUCGCAAACAAUAGAUGCCAUAGAACUUCAAUACGUGCAGCGACGAUACAGUUUAUAUUCGUUACAUGACUAACAUGUUUUAUUAUUGAAUAUAAUUAUCUAGAUUUAAUAAGAAUAUCGAGACUUUUACUUUUAUCGGCAUUUACGAUUGUGGGGUGUAGUUUUCGUUGUUUAGUGUCUAAUGAUCAUUUAUGUAAAUCUGUGAAUUAAAAGUGUUAUUGUAAA
Dreissena polymorpha is the source of this 1596-nucleotide messenger RNA. RefSeq lists its product as uncharacterized. The record is from RefSeq and is a predicted model, not a curated record. Bases 156 to 1142 code for a protein of 328 amino acids. The transcript has 2 exons. NCBI's taxonomy places the organism in Eukaryota, Metazoa, Mollusca, Bivalvia, Myida, Dreissenidae.